CCUUUUCAACGCGGAUGUGUCUCUGCACUAUAUAUCAGACUUGAGCACAGACAAUCGGGGCGGAAACCUGGACGUGCAGCUGUUCAGUAGUACCCUGUUCUUCUCAACCAGCAUCUACCUUCUCUCCUCACCAGACCCAGAGCACUAUGGCGUUACACAAGGAGUUUGAGGCCGCAGGGAAGAAGCCCGGCCUGCAAGUGUGGCGUAUUGAGAAAAUGGACUUGGCACCCGUCCCUCCUGAACUCCAUGGCAAUUUCUUCACCGGAGACUCCUACAUAGUGCUCCACACAACCCGUGCUCCUUCUUACAACAUUCACUCCUGGUUAGGUGAAGAAGCUUCCCAGGAUGAGAAGGGGUGUGCUGCCAUCUUCAUGACCCAACUGGACACCCACAUGAAAGGAGCCCCAAUUCAGUUCACUGAGUAUCAAAACAACGAGUCCCUCACUUUUCUUGGGUACUUCAAGUCUGGCAUCAAAUACAAGAAAGGGGGAGUGGCCUCAGGCUUCAAGCACGUUGUGACCAAUGAGGCAAACAUCCAACGUCUGCUGCAUGUCAAAGGUCGUCGGAUAAUCCGAGCCACUGAGGUUUCCAUGACAUGGGAUAGCUUCAACAAAGGAGACUGCUUCAUCAUCGAGCUGGGAAAGCUCAUCUACCACUGGUCCGGCAGUGAAUGCAACUUCUUUGAGCGCCUGAAGAGCACUGAGAUUGCCAUUGCAAUCCGCGAUAACGAGCGACAAGGUCGUGGUGAGCUGAAAAUGAUUGAUGAAGGCUCCGAGCCGGAAGAUGUCAUUGAAGUGCUUGGACCCAAGCCUGACCUGCCUUCAGGAACCUCUGAUAGUGAUGUGCAAACCGACACGCGGAACAAGAACCAGGCCUCCCUCUAUCUGGUUUCAAAUGCUGGUGGUUCCAUGACGAGCACUAUGGUAGCAGAUAAAACCCCAUUCAAACAAGCCAUGCUCUCCAACAGUGAAUGCUACAUCCUGGACAAUGGAGGAGACAACAGGAUAUUUGUCUGGAAAGGCAGCGCUGCAAAUAAAGAAGAGCGCAAUGCAGCACUGACUACUGCAAACCAGUUCAUCAAAGACAAAAAUUACUCCCCAAUUACCCAGAUCCAGAUACUGCCAGCGGGGGGCGAGACCACGCUUUUCAAGCAGUUCUUCUUCAACUGGUUGGACAAGGAAGAGACCACCGGCCCGAGCAAGGCCUACACCAUCGGCAGCAUCGCCAAGGUCAAACAGAUUCCCUUCGACGCCUCAAAACUCCACGGCGACGACAGCAUGGCCGCCCAGCACGGCAUGGUGGACGAUGGCUCCGGCAAAGUCAAGAUCUGGCGCGUGGAAGGAGGAGAUAAAGUACCCGUUGACCCAUCCACCUAUGGACAGUUCUAUGGAGGCGACUGUUACCUGGUGCUGUACUCUUACAACUCGGGAGGCAGAGAGAAGCAUAUCAUCUACACCUGGCAAGGGAAAAAGUGCACUAAGGAUGAACUGACUGCUUCAGCCUUUCUCACCGUCCGAUUGGACGACUCCAUGGGUGGCGCAGCUACCCAGAUCCGUGUCACUCAGGGACAAGAACCCCCUCACCUUGUGAGCGUGUUUAAAGCUAACCCUCUGGUGGUCCACCUGGGCGGGACAUCCCGUGAGUCUGGUGAGAGCAAGCCCGGCAGCACUCGUCUCUUCCACAUCCGCCGGAGCUCCACCAAAGCCACGCGGGCUGUUGAGGUGGUGCCCACUGCCUCUUCUCUCAACACCAACGACGUGUUUGUGCUGAAGUCGCCCACUUCCCUGUUCAUGUGGGUCGGGAAGGGAGCGACACCGGAGGAGAAGGCUGCUGCCAAGUAUGUCGCCGGCCUGCUUGGAGGAGCUGCCACUGAGGUGGAGGAGAGCAAGGAGCCAGCUGGUUUCUGGACAGCACUCGGUGGGAAGAAGGACUACCAGACCUCCGUGGCCCUGCAGAAGACAGUUAAGCCUCCAAGGCUGUUUGGCUGUUCCAACAAGACCGGCAGGCUGAUAGCAGAGGAGGUGCCUGGAGAAUUCACACAGAUUGAUCUGGCACCCGACGAUGUCAUGAUUCUGGACACCGGGAAUCAGGUCUUUGUUUGGGUUGGAAGCGAGGCCAAUGAGACAGAGAAAACUGGAUCUCUCAAUAUUGCUGAACAAUAUUUGAAUAAGGACCCGUCUGGGCGCCGUGGAGUCCCCAUCGCCACUAUUAAACUGGGGAAUGAGCCGCCCUCCUUCACCGGCUGGUUCCACGCCUGGGACCCAGAGAUGUGGGGGAAGGACGACGCCCAGCGCCUGCAAGACCUUAUCGCAAAGUAGAAGUGGAACACCAUGACGCUGCAAGAAAACCUGCAUAGACUCAUUACUUUUUGUAUGUCUUGACUUUAAACGUUAACAAACCAUUAGAUAUUAUGAGCUUAGCAUGCUCUGUCUGGAUGAAGGUGCAUUAAAAGUUUCCCUACAUUUGGCUGCACUGAUGUUUUCAGCACAUAAACUUUAUCUUUCCAAACACACAAUAUCUAUAAUACUAACAAUAACUCAUUUAUUUGUACAUGCUGUGUUUUCAUACUGUCUUAUGCGUUCGAAUGAGAACUGUUUAGGAUCCAGUUGUGCACUAUUUCUCCCCAAAUUCACAGAUCAUCAUGUAUGAGAAUGUUUUUCUGUUUUUCGACAAAUCCAUUUUACAGCCUAGCUUGCAAAAAAUAUAUAGAUUGAGGAAUUCUUAAUUUGAAAUAAAAACAAUAAAGAUUUUAGAAGAUUC
Messenger RNA from Pungitius pungitius (ninespine stickleback), 2760 nucleotides. RefSeq names its product scinderin-like. Gene Ontology annotation, molecular function: phosphatidylinositol-4,5-bisphosphate binding; actin filament binding. NCBI's taxonomy places the organism in Eukaryota, Metazoa, Chordata, Actinopteri, Perciformes, Gasterosteidae. Gene Ontology annotation, biological process: actin polymerization or depolymerization; actin filament severing; barbed-end actin filament capping. Gene Ontology annotation, cellular component: actin cytoskeleton; cytoplasm. The record is from RefSeq and is a predicted model, not a curated record. The transcript has 17 exons. Bases 147 to 2318 code for a protein of 723 amino acids.